CGUCGCUAGUGUUGUUUUAUUUACUAUUGGCUCGACUGCAUUUUAUCUCGUCGGAACGAUAGUUAGUAAUUUGUAUACGUUUGCACCAAUUUAACCGAUUGGAAUUUCGGCACAACCAUGUCCUGUAAUUAUGCUGAUGGCUUAUCACCUUAUCUGAACAAAGGUGUACUCGGUGUCGCUGAGAAAUUUGACGAUGAAGAAGUGGUCAAUGAAAAGUGUGCCACUUUGGCCGAUAUGAUAAAGUCGAGCAAACAUGUGGUUAUUCACACGGGAGCCGGCAUUUCAACUUCGGCUGGUAUUCCCGAUUUUCGAGGGCCGAACGGCGUGUGGACUCUUGAGGAGAAGGGCGAAAAGCCUUCUAUUAAUAUUGCUUUCGAAGACGCAAUUCCCACGAAGACUCAUAUGGCAUUGAAAGCAUUGAUCGAUGCUGGUCAUGUCAAGUAUAUCAUUAGCCAGAACAUUGACGGCUUGCACUUGAAAUCGGGGCUAGGUAGAGAGCAUCUAUCAGAAUUGCAUGGAAAUAUUUUCGUGGAAAAUUGUAACAAAUGCCGAACUCAGUAUGUGAGAUCAACGCCCGCUCCGACAGUGGGUCAGAAACCGACUGGUGGUGUAUGUAAAGGUAGAGGGAAACAACGGGCUUGCCGUGGCGGUGCUUUGAUAGACAAUAUUUUGGAUUGGGAACACGAUCUGCCGGACAAGGAUAUGGACUUAGCCUAUAAUCAUUCUUGUUUGGCCGAUCUGAACAUUUGUCUCGGUUCCACGUUACAAAUCAAUCCGAGUGGCAGCCUUUGCCUAAAGAAUAAGAAAUUCGGUGGCAAACUGGUCAUAUGCAAUUUGCAGCCCACCAAACAUGACAAGAAAGCCGACCUAGUUAUUUCGUCCUAUGUGGAUGUGGUAAUGGAAAAUGUCAUGAAACAUUUGGGCGUUGAGAUUCCGGCCUAUUCGGUGGACGAGGAUCCGACGAAAAAAGCGGAUAUCGACGUCGACUGGACAAUUCAGCAAGACCGGGUCAAAGAACUGGAAAAGGUCUACAGUGCUAAGGUGAAGGGCACGAAGAAACGAAAAGCGUUCACGUACAGCUGGGACAUGAUGGACAUGAAAAAGGAAGAACUGAAAAAAUUGAAAUUAGAACAGGAGCAACAGAAGAAGGGGCAGAAGGAGUAAGAUAGGCUGAUGGCAUUAUGCAACUGAAAACCGAAACUUUUUCCUUUGACUUUCUUUUUAACGAGUUUCGGUUGCGAUUGACUGGUUUGAUUGUGGAAAAUUCUGAAGAAAGAAAUUAUUGAGUGUGUAAAUGGGUCUCACGUUUGGCAAUUUCAUUAUUUGAUGGGAGAAAAUAGGGGUUGCACACUGUUAAGGAACUAUAAUUUUAGAGUUUGAAAUAUUCUAUGAAUUUACAGUAAAUAAACGUGAAAAACUAAUCUCUGAAUGAAA
Molecule: messenger RNA, 1434 nt
Organism: Bradysia coprophila
Lineage: Eukaryota; Metazoa; Arthropoda; Insecta; Diptera; Sciaridae
Gene: Sirt6
Product: sirtuin 6
Biological process (GO): negative regulation of transcription by RNA polymerase II
Cellular component (GO): nucleus
Molecular function (GO): histone H3K9 deacetylase activity, NAD-dependent; transcription corepressor activity; NAD+ binding
Source: RefSeq, a predicted model, not a curated record